GGGUUCAGCCCCGCGGCUGGCCGCCUUCGCUGGUGGUUGUCUGUCGGUGCCGCCUCAGAAGAAGUCGAGGCCGGCCCUGGGGCGGAGGCAAACGCGAUGCCCGGCGGUGCCGCCGCCGUCGCGGCGGCCGCUCGCUGAGGCGGUCCCAUGGUACCGGCGCCCGCCGGGGUUGGGGGUGGGGGCCGCGCCCGCCGCCGCCCGCCUAAACUUGGGUAAAGUUUCUGAGCCAGUCGAAAAUCACCUGGAGAUGGCUGAUCAUGAGUCAUCAAUACCAUCCAAAAAGACAAGUAGAAUAGGAUGUGUAAAGCUGAAAGAGAACUACCUGAGGUGUUGGGAUGGCUGGAGAAGGUGACGACUUGUAAUUGAGCUGAGGGAGGCGAGAAGCAUCAUCCAUCCCCUGCUGACAUUUGUGAAUUAGAGGCAUGGAUCUUUGGCAUCUGCUGUUUACUUUGGCACUGGUAUGUGCAAAUGACUUGCUUUCUUCAAGUGAUGACUCUUUGCGGUGGCCACAAAUCAGCAGGUGCAGAUCACCUGAACUGGAGACAUUUUCAUGCUAUUGGACAGACGGAAAUAGUUAUAACCACUCUGCUCCAGGAACAAUACAACUAUUGUACAUGAAAAGGAAUGAUGAAGACUGGAAAGAAUGCCCUGAUUAUGUCACUGCAGGAGAAAAUAGCUGUUAUUUCAACACAUCCUACACCUCUAUUUGGAUACCGUAUUGUGUUAAGCUUGCCAAUAAAGAUGAAGUGUUUGAUGAGAAAUGUUUCAGUGUUGAUGAAAUAGUACUACCUGAUCCCCCUGUCCACCUUAACUGGACUCUGCUAAAUACUAGUCACACUGGGAUUCAUGGGGAUAUCCAAGUAAGAUGGGAUCCACCACCAACAGCAGAUGUUCAGAAGGGAUGGAUUACUCUGGAGUAUGAAUUGCAGUACAAAGAAGUUAAUGAGACAAAAUGGAAGGAGUUAGAACCCAAGCUCUCAACAAUGGUUCCAAUAUACUCUCUGAAGAUGGGAAGAGACUAUGAGAUAAGAGUCCGAUCAAGGCAACGUACCUCUGAAAAAUUUGGAGAAUUCAGUGAAAUCCUUUUUGUGUCUUUUUCUCAAGUAGGCAUUGACUUCGUUCACUGUUCUGAAGAAAUUGAGUUUCCAUGGUUCUUAGUUGUUACCUUCGGAGCAUGUGGGCUGGCCAUAACAGUGAUCUUAAUUCUGCUGUCUAAACAACCAAGGUUAAAAAUGCUGAUUUUUCCUCCUGUGCCUGUUCCAAAGAUUAAAGGGAUUGACUCAGAUCUCUUGAAGAAAGGAAAGCUAGAUGAAGUGAACUCCAUCUUGGCCAGCCAUGACAACUACAAGACACAGCUAUACAAUGAUGAUUUGUGGGUUGAGUUCAUUGAGUUGGAUAUAGAAGAUCCUGAUGAGAAAAACGGAGUCUCGGAUACCGACAGGCUCCUGAGUGAAGAUCAUCUGAAAUCACACAGUUGCUUGGGAGCGAAGGAUGAUGAUUCUGGACGGGCCAGUUGUUGUGAACCAGAUAUUCCAGAGACAGACUUCAGUGCAAGUGACACAUGUGAUGCCAUCUCCGAUAUUGAUCAGUUCAAAAAGGUAACUGAAAAAGAAGAGGAUCUCUUGUGCCUUGAUAGAAGAGAUAAUGAUGAGUCCUUUCCCAGCCUUGCCAACACAGGCACACAACAGCCACAAGUGAGAAGUCAGUCUGGAAAUAGCCACCUGUGGCCACCUUUUGCAGACUGCAUGGACUCAGCGGGUCCAUCGGUCCGUACCCAGCUAAGUAACCAGAACACAUUGGCAAAUAUUGACUUCUAUGCGCAAGUGAGUGAUAUUACCCCAGCAGGCCGUGUGGUACUGUCACCAGGGAAGAAAUUGAAGUUGGGAAGAGCACAGUGUGGAGGCUGCACAGAACAAAACUUCGCCAUGGAGAACGCCUACUUCUGUGAGGCUGAUGUGAAAAAAUGCAUUGCUGCAACUUCCCAUGAAGAAGAGAAGCCACCUGUCCAGGAGCAAAGCUGUAACGAGGAUGUUUACUUCACCACAGAGAGCCUUACCACUACUGCUGUCAACCUUGGAGCUUCGACAGCAGAAACCCCAACUUCAGAGAUGCCUGUCCCAGACUACACGUCUAUUCACAUCGUUCAGUCUCCACAAGGCCUUGUGCUCAAUGCAACUGCGCUUCCCGCGCCAGACAAGGAAUUCAACAUGUCUUGUGGCUAUGUCAGCACAGAUCAGCUGAACAAAAUCAUGCCGUAGCUAUUCUUUGACCACGUGUGUGCAGUACUUCACAGCAGAGUCAGCUUGGGCUUGUAUGCUGAAACCAAAAUGAAGUAUAAAAGUUUCUCGUGGUUCUUAAAAUUUUAUCUGAAAUGUGCAACAUAAAGUAUUCAUCAUGAUAUUCCUGUUGUGUUGUGUAAAUAUAUACUAUGAAUUUGUCUUGGGACUGUUUUACUAGCAGUGACUGUCUUGUUCUUGUGGGUGUUGAUUUUUGUGAUACUAAACAUUGAAAUUACUGUGUUUAAUGUACAGUAAAUUGUGAUUUUUGAUAAAGCUAAAAAUCAUGUGGUUUAAAGUCUAAGAAUUUAGUAGAAGCUGUGCUGUUGGCAGAGAUCUUUAUAUCAAUAAUUGGGAACUGAGUAUAUAGGUUUAAAAAAAAGCUUGAAUAAAUAAGGUCUAUUUUGAUUUAUACAAAUUAAUAAAAUAUAUUUUAAUAUUUAGUCACAAAACCAUAAAUAUUUUAUAUUAAAGUACACACUGUAGUUCAAUUAUGAUGACCCAUCGAAAGAAUGUAAUUGCUGCAAUCUUAAAAAGGAGUUUUCUGGUUUAUACGAGUUUUAUUUGCAGUACAAAAAAAAAUAGAUUUUUACAGAGCCAUUUUAUACCUCCAAACAAACCCGUGGAGAAAUUUUGAAAUAUUGUAGAAAUAUAAAGUAACUGAUCCUAUUAAUUUCUUAUGAUAACUAAUAGAGAAAUAUACAUUCAAUUUCAAUUUAAAGUUGUAGAAAACUUUAAAAUAUACAAACUAUUAGGGCAAUUUAUGCUGUCCUUCAUUGGGUUCUGGUUAAUGCUAAUAAUAUACCUAUUAUAAGCAAAAUUUUGUUGACCACAGUAUUAAACUGUGUGAGCUACACUUUCAUUAAGAAUUUUUGAGAAGACAUGAAUAAGCUCUGGUGACUUAGCAGCAUAACCUCUUCACAUUUGACCAACUUCUGAAGCCCUCCUAAAGCCAAAGUUAUCACAACAUUUAUUAGUUUCCACCACAUAAAGUCUUGAUUUAAGAAAUUAAAAUAAGGACUUCAGGAGUUAGCCAACAGUUAUUUUUUUAAAGAUGCAACAGGAUUAAAAUACUUAAGUGGAAUAGGGGAUUAAAAUACAGUAUUGUUUAAAGUGGUUUUUUGUUUUUACAGCCUAACAGCAUCUCCUCUGACCAGGUUAGGCAGACUUUCAGAAGUAAAAGGAGAGAAAACUGUAACACAGUGGGAAAGCUCUUUCUGUUCGUAACCAACAUUAAGAACUUGAUGAGCUAUGCAGUCAGCGACUGCAGCCUCAGAAGCUACCUUCCUAGGCCAUGAUAGUAGGGUUCUUCUCCUAAGAAUCUCUGAUUCUGUGAUUCUUAGAAAGCAAAUAGGGACGUUCAUUUCUUCUCCCUGACCUGCACAGAACAGAAGUGUAUGAAGUGCAGCGAACGCAGGUCUUGUUCAUGACGUCUCCCACUGAUCUCACUGAUGCUCUCUUUGUGACCAAGGGCUACAGGACUGGGCCCAACUCUUGGGUGGGAUUUUUACGUUUAGAACGAACUUUAUGGUAAAUGUGCAUUAGAUAUUCUGCUAAUUUGCUGCUAUAUUUUUCUAACAGCUACAUUAUUUAGUUUCAUAUAAAAUUUCAUAGAUAAUAGACACUAAUGCAAGUAAUGCUUAUGUGUGUGUUUGGAAGAAGUUUCUUACUCUGUUUCUAUUGCCAAAAAUAGUUAAAUACCUCAAUCAAACUCAGAAUGUCAUUUUGGUACUUUACUGGUCACAUAAGCCAUUAUACGCUGGUCAGAUGUGUCUUUCAGUUUCUAUUUAACUUUCCUUAUGUCAGUGUUUCAUUUGUUUUUUCUCAAAGUUUAAUAAAUGUAUUGUCUUUGA
Molecule: messenger RNA, 4129 nt
Organism: Calypte anna (Anna's hummingbird)
Lineage: Eukaryota; Metazoa; Chordata; Aves; Apodiformes; Trochilidae
Gene: GHR
Product: growth hormone receptor
Exons: 11
Coding region: 423-2258 (611 amino acids)
Biological process (GO): positive regulation of receptor signaling pathway via JAK-STAT; growth hormone receptor signaling pathway; cytokine-mediated signaling pathway
Cellular component (GO): cytosol; external side of plasma membrane; membrane
Molecular function (GO): growth hormone receptor activity; growth factor binding; cytokine binding
Source: RefSeq, a predicted model, not a curated record